This is a messenger RNA of Anneissia japonica, 1389 nucleotides long. RefSeq names its product spindle pole body component 110-like. NCBI's taxonomy places the organism in Eukaryota, Metazoa, Echinodermata, Crinoidea, Comatulida, Comatulidae. The coding region runs from base 381 to 1274 and encodes 297 amino acids. The transcript has 3 exons. The record is from RefSeq and is a predicted model, not a curated record.
UAUUUUUCUGGUUAUGCCAAACAACAACAGUAAGUUCUAUGUAGGUAGACCUAGGCCUUGAUGUUUGGUUUCAUUAAAUUUGACAAUUUUAGGCCUAGUAGGUAGAGGUACUGGUUUCAAAUAAUACAAAUUAUUUCUACCGUAAUAAGAUCUGGGAAUAAGACGCAAGGCUUUGUGAAAAAAAAAAAAUAGUAGAUAUAAGGUCUGUGAUGUUACGGAGGCCAGGCUAGGCCUUGGGAGUGGCCUUCUGAGUACUGACGUCAGUGUUAGAUUUGAUCUUCUCAAGCUCAGGAUUUAAACAAACGGGUCAGAAAAAAAACCAAAGAAAUCAGAGUAUACAGGACAUUAAAAGUGGAAUAAAAAAAGAAACUAAAGGAAGAAUGUCAUUUAAUAGAGGAACACGCGAGCAUUUCGAAGAUUACAGUGAUGAUUUAGAAGAAAAUGAUCAUGAAAUAAUGCAACAAAAAGAUCAUGACGAUAUCAUUAAAAAGUUAGAAAUUGUUUUGAAAGAAAAGAAUGAGACAAUUACGCUUCUGAGAAACGACAUUAAGAAAACAGACGACUUACCAGGUAUACAACACAUAAACAGACAUCAUGAGAAAGUAGAAAUUCCAAAUGAACUAACAGAGGAGGAGGAGAAGAAGGAUGACAAGUUCAUACAAGCUGUGAAAGGAGAGUUUGACAGGAUGGACGAAGAAUUGCUUGAGUUGAAAAAUAAAUGUAAAGAAAUGAAAGACAAAAUAAAAGACAUGGAAGAUGAGAAAAAGAUAACUGAAGAAGAUAAGGGGAAAAUGGCUGCGAAAAUAAAUGAUCUACAUAAAGAUUUUAAAAAAAAUACAGAAAAGUUACAAGUUUUAGAACAAGAAAAAGACGACCAAGAUGACAUUAUUAGGGAGUUAAAUGAGAAGAUAGAUGCUAGUAACCGGGAAAGGGUGCAUUUUGCUAGAAUGAUACAUCAAGAAAGGCAGCAAAAUGAGCAAAUUAAAAAAAUAAUGAAGACUAAAGAUGAAAGAAAUAGUCGAUUGUCAGAAGAAGUGAAGAAUAAAACUGCUGAAUUAGAUAGAAAUAAAAGGCAGCGAAAUGAGCAAUUGAGGGAAAUUAAGGAAAUGAUGGAGACUAAAAAUGUCACAAUUAGUCAAUUGUGGGAAGAUGUGAAGAACAAAGAAGAUGAACUUAAGACCGCUUACACUCUAUUUUAUAUCACAAUCCUUGCAAUUAUGUUAUAUUUUAUAUAUAUAGUUAGUUCUCGUUUUGAUUUGAGAGUUUAUAUAUAGUAUUAUAUUUUGCUACAUUCAGCUUUUCAGCAUAACAUACAUGUACAUACAUACACACGCACGUGAUACAUACAUAUACAAGUAUAAGGUACCAGAUUGUAUGGGCAGAAUGUAA